AGUGAGGGUCUCGCGAGGCUUGGGCGCUGCGGCGGUAGGAGGAGGACAGGGAAGGACGGAGCGGAGCCACUGCUACCUCCGGAGCUCACUCCCUCGCGUGUUCACCCGCCCCCUCCCUCCCUCCCUUCCCUUCCCCAGCCCUGGCCCAUUCGCUUUUCGAUCUUCUGCUGAGAGGAUGUUGGGCUCCUCGCUCCCCAGCGCCCUGGCCCUCUCGCUGUUGCUGGUCUCUGGCUCCCUCCUCCCAGGGCCGGGCGUUGCUCAGAACGCUGGGUUUGUCAAGUCGCCCAUGUCAGAAACUAAGCUCACUGGGGACGCCUUUGAGCUGUACUGUGACGUGGUCGGGAGCCCCACGCCAGAGAUCCAGUGGUGGUACGCAGAAGUCAACCGAGCAGAGUCUUUCAGACAGCUGUGGGACGGUGCUCGGAAGCGCCGUGUCACCGUAAACACCGCCUACGGGUCAAACGGCGUGAGUGUGCUGAGAAUAACCCGGCUCACCUUGGAGGACUCUGGGACUUACGAGUGCAGGGCCAGCAACGACCCCAAGAGGAAUGACUUGAGGCAAAACCCCUCCAUAACAUGGAUUCGAGCCCAGGCCACCAUAAGCGUCCUUCAGAAGCCAAGGAUUAUCACCAGCGAAGAGGUCAUUAUUCGAGACAGCUCUCCUUUCACCCUGCAAUGUAACCUCACCUCCAGCUCUCACAUUCUUACAUACAGCUACUGGACAAAGAAUGGGGUAGAACUGACUGCCACUCGUAAGAAUGCCAGCAACAUGGAAUACAGGAUCAAUAAGCCGAGAGCUGAGGAUUCAGGCGAAUACCACUGUGUAUUUCACUUUCACAGUGCUCCUAAAGCAAAUGCCACCAUUGAAGUGAAAGCUGCUCCUGACAUCACUGGCCAUAAACGGAGUGAGAAUAAGAACGAAGGGCAGGAUGCCAUGAUGUACUGCAAGUCAGUUGGCUAUCCCCACCCAGACUGGGUCUGGCGCAAGAAGGAGAAUGGUCUGCUUGCGGAAAUUGUCAACAUCUCUGGCCGCUUCUUCAUCAUCAACAAGGAAAAUUACACUGAGCUGAGUAUUGUGAACCUCCAGAUCACAGAAGACCCUGGCGAGUAUGAAUGUAAUGCUACUAACUCCAUUGGCUCUGCCUCCGUUGUCACCAUCCUCAGAGUACGGAGCCACCUGGCCCCACUCUGGCCUUUCUUGGGAAUUCUGGCUGAAAUCAUCAUCCUUGUGGUGAUCAUUGUUGUGUAUGAGAAGAGGAAGAGGCCAGAUGAAGUUCCUGACGACGAUGAACCAGCUGGGCCAAUGAAAACCAACUCUACCAACAAUCACAAAGAUAAAAACUUGCGCCAGAGAAACACAAAUUAAGUACUACUUAUAAUGUCUUUAGGUUCCUGAAACUGGUGGCAACACAAUCUUCUAAAUUUUCUGCUUGGACCUCCUUGGUUCUCUCCCCUUUAAGUGAGCAACACACCACGACGACUGUCUAAAGCAUGCCUUAUUUAGCCUUUCCUGUAAGGGUUGACCUAGCAGGUACAUUUCAAACAAUGCUUCAGUGUAGAAGGUGUAAACUAUUUUGGGCUUGAUGUGCUGUGAAUGUUGCUUCCUUCUCCUCUAUUAAAAUAUUUAAAUAGAAGUGAAAAGGUCCUCUGAGGAUCAGAUCAUGCAUGCGCCAUUUUUUACUUACUGCAGCUGUUAAAUUGGCAAAGCUCUAAAAUGCACUACUGCCAUCUAGUGAUACAAUUUUGUAACGUACAGCAAAACCUACAGAUAUAUACAGUAUAUAAAUAUAUAUAUAUAUUUAUAUUUUUUGGGGGGGGGAGAAAUCCAAAAUAAAUGCUUGUUUCAUUUUUAAGCUGCUGAUACUCAUUCCAUAUUGUAUGUUGUCAGGUGAGGAAAUUGUGCAGUUCUGAUACAAAAAGAUGAGUAAUAUAAACUGAUAUCUAUAAUUUUAAGGGCUUAACCUAUGACUCUCAUAAGCUGGAAUAGUCCACUGAAUGGCUAUAAUGAAUUGCAGUAUAUAUAUAUAUAUAUACACACAAAAAUAUAUAUAUAUAUGUAUGAUUGCUUUUUAAGUGAUUCUUUGUUGAUAAAUUCUUACAUCCUUUUGCACUGAUGUGCUAAACCUUAUACAUUCAAUUAAGGCAAACUUUUAUAAUUUACCUUUAGUUUCCAAUGACCUUGAAAUGUUCUAGCAUGGUAUUCUAUGCAACUAGUUAUACUUUGGGGUUGACACUGUAUUUUUUCACAUUGAUUUAAUGGUUUUCUCACCUGUCAGGGUUCUCAGUAUGUAACUGUAGAUGCAUGUACUUGUGUUUUGUGUAAUUGUUGAUGUGCAAUGAUGUAUAAAAAAGUGGAUUCACCUGUUUCUAAAAAUAAAACAUUAAUAAAAGG
This is a messenger RNA of Phyllostomus discolor (pale spear-nosed bat), 2392 nucleotides long. RefSeq names its product neuroplastin (gene NPTN). The record is from RefSeq and is a predicted model, not a curated record. Lineage: Eukaryota; Metazoa; Chordata; Mammalia; Chiroptera; Phyllostomidae. Bases 176 to 1366 code for a protein of 396 amino acids. Gene Ontology annotation, molecular function: cell-cell adhesion mediator activity. The transcript has 9 exons. Gene Ontology annotation, cellular component: axon; plasma membrane. Gene Ontology annotation, biological process: homophilic cell-cell adhesion; axon guidance; dendrite self-avoidance.